This is a messenger RNA of Danio aesculapii, 3272 nucleotides long. Its product is annotated as von Willebrand factor A domain-containing protein 5A-like. The coding region runs from base 209 to 2740 and encodes 843 amino acids. Lineage: Eukaryota; Metazoa; Chordata; Actinopteri; Cypriniformes; Danionidae. The transcript has 25 exons. The record is from RefSeq and is a predicted model, not a curated record.
UGAAUGAUGCGGAGGUGUUUCGACGACUUGUGAAAUAACUUGUGAAAUCAGCUCACCUCCUGUCUAAAUAUUUCCGUCUGAAACUCUCUGAAACACUGGUUUACUCAAUAAAUAAGUCGGUCUGUACAGAUUUGAGUCUGAUUAAAAGCAAUAUUUUGAAGUUAAAUCAUUUCAGAUAAAGUUCGUCAGUUCCUCAAACAGCGUGAGAAUGGUGAACUGCGGUCUUCUGACAGGGUUAAAUGAGCCAGUUCCUCUGAAGAGCAUCUCAGUGGAGGUUCGGGUUCAGGAUCAUGUCGCCUCAGUCUCCUCCACUCUGCAGUAUGUGAAUGAGGAGCAACGCCCCCUGGAGGCCUUGUUCGUCUUCCCUCUGCCUGCUGAUGCUGCUGUCUGCCACUUCAGUGCCAAGAUCGGAGAGCAGGAGAUUGUGGCAGAGCUUCAAGACAAGGAGACAGCGAGGGAUCAGUAUGAUGAUGCUGUGAGUUCAGGACAGCAGGCGUUUCUGUUGGAAGAGAGCGCAGAGAGUCCUGAUGUGUUCAAACUGAGUGUCGGGUGUCUGUCGCCGGGUCAGAACGCUGCCGUCACCAUCAUCUACGUCACUGAGCUCGCUGUGCAGGCCGACCAAUCACUGCGCUUCUGUCUUCCGGCUGUUCUCAACCCCAGAUACACACCAGCAGGUUCAGGUGCUGGUAUAGUGUCAGAGAUUUCAUCAGUAUGUGGAGCAGUUCCCUACACUCUGACUCUCAGUGUCCAUGUGAGCUCUCCAAAGCCCAUCUCCAAACUAGAGUCUAACUGCACUCUGGAUCCUCUGGUGUUCCUCCACUCUGAUCACACUCAGGCUACGGUGAAUCUGAGUCCUGGUCACAUGUUUGAUAGGGAUGUUGAGCUGUCUCUGUACUAUCAGGACACCCAUCAGCCCUCUGCUGUAGUGGAGGCAGGAGCGGCCACUGCACCAUCAGACUCUCUAAUGAGAAACCCUGUGGUCAUGAUAAGUUUGUAUCCAGAGUUCCCAGAAGAAGUGGCAACUCCAAGUGAGUUUGUUUUUGUGAUGGACAGAUCAGGCAGUAUGGACCGCAUGAUGCAUCGUGGAAACGAAACACAGAACCGCAUUGAAAGUGCAAAGGACACUCUGCUCUUACUGUUAAAGAGUCUGCCCAUGGGAUGCUACUUCAACAUCUAUGGAUUUGGAUCUCGUUUUGAGUCUUUCUUCCCUCAAAGUGUCGAGUACAACCAGGACAAAAUGGAUCAAGCUCUUAAAAAAGUGAAGGAAAUGCGAGCUGACAUGGGCGGCACAGAGAUUUUACAGCCUCUAAAGCACAUCUACAGUCAGCCCUGUAUCCAUGAACACCCCAGACAGCUGUUCAUCUUCACUGAUGGAGAAGUAGGAAACACUAAAGAGGUGCUGGAUCUGGUGAAAAGUCACGCUUACUCUCACAGGUGUUUCUCAUUCGGGAUUGGUGAAGGUGCGAGUACCUCCCUCAUCACAGGAUUGGCAAGAGAGGGAUCUGGUCACGCUCAGUUCAUCACAGGCAGCGAGCGCAUGCAGCCCAAAGUGAUGGAGUCCCUCAGGUUUGCUCUUCAGCCCCCUGUGUCUAAUAUCUCUGUGAAGUGGAAACUUCCAGAGGGUGUUACUGCUGAAACAGUUUCACCACCCAUCAAUGUGCUCUUCCAGGGUCAAAGGACUCUCAUUUAUGCCCAACUUAAAGGAAAGACUUUAGAAGGCUCUGAGGGAUCAGUGACAGUCAAAUACAACCUGAACGGUCAACCAGUGACAAACCAGCUGCACUUCUGCAUCAAACCAACUGAGGAAACCGGGUUGGUCGUUCACCGGCUGGCAGCUCGAACCCUGAUCCGUUCUCUAGAGCAAGAGGAGAGAUCUAGUGCUGAACGUAAGAAUCUCAGGAGAACAAUAGUGGAGCUCAGUGUUCAAGCAGGAGUGAGCAGUGUUCAUACAGCCUUCAUUGGCAUUAAUAAAGACACCAAACAGAUUGUGAAAGGACCCCUGCAGCAGAGAAGAGUGCCGACAUACGGAAUCUGUUUUGAUUUGGUUUCUCUCCCUGCAGCAGGGAGAUUGAGAGGUUCUUUCCCACCUCUAGCAGGGAGAUUGAGAGGUUCUUCCCCACCUCAAGCACGGCAGAGAUUAUUGGGAUGUCUGUUGAGUGGAGCAGGUGAUUGGGAACUUCUUAAAUGUGCUUCAGUGAAGGGGGCACUUCCUCACUUGAACUAUUCGAGCGAGGAUGAUGCUGAUUAUGAAGUUGACGCACAGGGAUCAGAAGAUAUGCCUGUUUUAUGUGCUAGGCGAAAGCAAGACUAUUCGAGCGAGGAUGAUGCUGAUUAUGAAGUUGACGAACAGGGAUCAGAAGAAGAGUCUGUCAGUAAUCGCCUCCCACUGAGAAAAGCUGCUCCUGAGCUCCAGCAGGACCUGGUACUCCCGCUGGUUUCCCUCCAGAAGGCCUCUGGCUGCUGGGAACUGGACGCCGCAUUGGCUGCUGUGUUUGGGAAGACAGAGAAUGAGCUGACCAAUCAGAAACCAGCACAGGUGGAUGGGUCAGUGUGGGCCACUCUCCUGGCUCUGAUCUGGUUGUACGGCUGGAGGAAAGAGCAGCAGGUGGAGUGGCAGUUUGUGGCCCAGAAGGCAGCGGCGUGGAUCGCCUCUCAGAAAGUGGGCGAUCUGUCUCAGUGUGUGUGUGUGGGUAAUGUCCUGCUCGGAUGUCAGGUCACCAAAGACACUCUGGGGAUCUGAAGAUAUCAGAAGACCAAAGUACAGACACCAUUACAUUUAUACUUAAUCUCUUACUCUCUUCAGAAACUUUUAAUCUGUGAUUUUUAUUUGCUCAAAUCAACACCAAAUCCUAAAUGAACCUGACCUCCACCAUCAUUAGAUGAAACCUGUCCAACCUUUUUCUACACAACAACGUAUGCUCUACACAACAAAUGCUCUUGAACAUAUGAUUUAUUAGUUUAUACACCUGUGUCUAUGAAUGACCCAUGCUCUGUUUCUCCAAACCUGUCUCUUAACACUGUUUCUGAAACCUUUUACUGAACACUGUUUCUGAACACGGUCCUAGUAGUGGAUCUUUAUCUAUGCAUAAGAAGUAUAAAAAGCUGGAAUAUAUGAACCAGCUGCGCGCUUUCUGACUGCUCCAUACUGAAUGUUUUAGACUCUUUAUUCUCAACUCAGGACAAAGUAAAGGAUUUUGUUAUUUGUAUCUUUGUUUAUUCUACUUUUUCACUGGAUUUUAUUCUAUUAAUAAAAGUGUAUUUUAUUAAUUUUC